Molecule: messenger RNA, 2730 nt
Organism: Cydia splendana
Lineage: Eukaryota; Metazoa; Arthropoda; Insecta; Lepidoptera; Tortricidae
Gene: dcma
Exons: 5
Coding region: 219-944 (241 amino acids)
Biological process (GO): G protein-coupled receptor signaling pathway
Cellular component (GO): neuron projection
Source: RefSeq, a predicted model, not a curated record
AUUAAAAUUCAAGCAAAUUAUGUGAUUUCAUAGUAACAGCAUUUAGAAGUAAACACAUUUUUCCUGUUUUUAAAGAUCACAAUACAGAGUGUCUUAGCAAUCUAAUAAAUAAAAAGCUUGCUCAGCUAAAAGUGAUUCCUAGUGAAUGGUGAAAAACUGUGUAAAUGAAACUCAAUGAAACCGUGAUUUGCCUGUGAAAGAAAAUACCCACCGGCAAAAUGUUGCCCGUACCUCAAGACCGAAUGUCGGGGCGCCGGAGCAGCUCCAUCGUGAGCCGCACGCUGCUCGGCCGCCGCGCGUCCGUGUACGCCACCGGCAACCAUCAGGACCCCGCCAAGCUAAUAACGGAGAUCAACGUGCAGCUGGCGCUGUUCCGGGACCUGCUGAUCCACUUCGGGCAGCCGCCCGACUGCCCGGAGCUGCGCGAGCGCGUGCGCCGCCUGCGCCGCGCCUGCGUCGAGGCCACCAAACAGACCAGCCAGCUUGUGCUGCCCAACUGCAAGAAGUCUACGAGCGAGGGAUGCGCGGAGCAGCCGCAGUUGGUGCUGCUGUACUUCAUGGCGCAGCUGCUGCUGCGGGAGCUCGCCAAGUGCCACCGGCUCGUGCAGCUCGUACCCAUGGACAUGACAUCCUACUACGAAAACCGCGCCGGCCCGUCCAAUUUUGGGAACGUGAUCAGUCAGAUCCUACUGUGCAAGCAAAUCACGCCAGACUUCAACCAGGAGGAGCUCUGCAGCAUCGCCAAAGACACCCAGGAGAUCACCAGGAUAGUCACCGACAUACAGGAGUACCUGCCUCAGCAUGAAAACCUCAACCACUUAGAGACCAACGUCGCGUUGAAAGGAGAAGAAAUGAGCGGCGGACUGUGGCGGAACAAACGGAGAGGCUCACUGUACAAAAGCAUGGGGGUGCUCUGUUGCGUGUCGCGACCGAACUAUCUCUGAGGGUGACGCGUCUCGCCCCCGAGGCGGCUCGACUAACCGACUUCAAUGUCGCUCAAACACAUACAACAAGUGCAAGGUGCCUACCAGUCACAAUAACUCAAGUGUUCAGAAGCAGUGUGAGUGUGUACGGAGUUCCGUAUGCUUAGGAAAACGUUACGAGUGCGUGUGAUGUGUACAGAUUAGACAAUGAAGGGGUCCAUUAUUAUUGUCUAAUUAAUAGACGAGAUAGCGUAGAGGAACAUGAGGUGGAUUAAAUUUCUCAUAAAUUAUGUAAAUCACAAUUCAUAGGUAGAGAUCAUCGCGCACGGUAGAUCAAUUAUAAACGUUUCUGUAUCGUGUAGUCUAAGUAAAGUAAAUAUUAUAAUAUAUAACAGAUAGACGGAUUUAAUUAAUUAAUAUCGUGAAUUGCCUGGAAUGGGAUCAACUGUUGCGUUUAAGUAGAAUAGAUUUAUAAUAUUCAAUGCUUUUUGCACAAAAUCUAUAUUUUACCUGCUAAAUGUCUCAUUUCGAUUAUACAUAGAUAAUUGUAUUCAAAUUGAGAUACAAAACUACGAUUCGCCUCAGUACGGUACUCAUAAUAUAUUAAGACUUAAUUUCAUCGGUUUCAUCCAUGUUUCAUCAAUCUUUGAAGCUAAUCACUAUAUUAGUACCUAGAACUGAUAUGAAAAAUACAUACCGCAGGAGACGACGUCAAUGUCGUUUCCUUAUGUGGUGUCAUGUCCCGCAUGUCGUCGUUGGUUUACAAAAAUGUCCGCCAUAAUUAUUACUGUUUCCAUUAUCUUGUCUUCCAAUAAGCUAGUUUUACUUUUAAAAAUAUUCAGUUAGAUGAAUAUAAAACUUUCUCGCAAUCUCAUUCACAAGUCUCAUUACAUUAAUUGCUUUUUCUUUCACAGAAACUUUGUGAAAAAUGAGCUCUUCAUCAUUUUUAUACAAUUGGCAAACUUACUUAUCAAGUGCUACGGGCCCACUGUCUGGAGUUUCCUAAAGAAAUAAAUAUGGCCUAGUCACAAUUUUAGAUGACACCUUAAGCAUUCUAGUCAAUUAUAUAUUUGAGUAAUGAUAUUAUUUUCACCAUAAUAUAAUACAAUUAUAUUUAUAUAUUAUUAAUAAUAAUACAAAUGACACCUACGAGUAUGUAUAUUAAAUAAUUAUAAAGUAUUUCUGUAAUUAUGUACCUAAGUAUUAGACUUUUAUUGAUAAUAAUUCUGUUAGGAAGAAAUUUGAAGAUUAUAUUAGAUACACAUACUCGUAUUGUAUUGCAAUAAGCAAUACUUAUACGCUAUUCGAUUAUAUUUGAUUAUUUAUUAAAUCGUUGUCAUUUAGACUUCUCUACAUUUUACUAAGUAUAGCCAUAAGUAGAUACCUAAGAGAUAAACUGAUAUCAAAGAUAUUGUGAGCAUAAUAUUAGCUUUAAUAUUAUUUGCGCAUGUAUACUACUUGAGACGUAUCUAAAGUAAAUAGAGAUCACAGGUAUAUUAUAAAAUGUAGAUAUCAAAGUAGCAUUUUGUGCACUAUUUACGCUUAUCCGUUAGAGCAGUUUCAUAUUUUCCGAUACAAGGACUUUACUUUGAUAUAGGGGAUAGAAUAUAUAAAAAAUAUCGACACCGAUCGAUAUCCCCAUCGCAUCACACACACAUGCGUUCAACUUGCCACGAUAUCAGUGUAAACCGACGUAGAUCGUGUGACGGAAUAUCACCCUUAUGCCACUGUAAAAGUCAAUUUGAUAAAACAUUUAAAUUUAAUGCCAUCAUAAAAUAAUGUUCUGCCGUGCAAUACUUAAACAACA